Botrytis byssoidea is the source of this 300-nucleotide messenger RNA. RefSeq lists its product as uncharacterized. Gene Ontology annotation, cellular component: cytosol. The transcript is spliced from 2 exons. Gene Ontology annotation, molecular function: metal ion binding; copper chaperone activity. Lineage: Eukaryota; Fungi; Ascomycota; Leotiomycetes; Helotiales; Sclerotiniaceae. The record is from RefSeq and is a predicted model, not a curated record. The coding region runs from base 1 to 300 and encodes 99 amino acids. Gene Ontology annotation, biological process: copper ion transport.
AUGGCAGACACCGGAGUAAACACACCAGCUACUUUGAUCGCAGAGGAGGGCGAACAUACAUACAAGUUCAAUAUUUCGAUGAGCUGUGGAGGAUGCUCUGGGGCUGUUGAUAGAGUUUUGAAGAAAUUGGAUGGUGUCCGCGCAUACGAAGUCAACCUCGAAGGUCAAACCGCAACGGUCAUCGGAAAGCCGGAAUUGGAAUUCGAUACCGUGUUGGAGAAGAUCGCAAAGACGGGAAAGAAGAUUAAUACGGCGGAGGCGGAUGGUGUGAGCAAGGACGUUGCUGUUAAGACUGAAUAA